CCGAGCCGGCCGGCGCCUCCUGACUCCUGCGAGCUCUCCCCGCGCACCCUCCGACUCCGGCCGCCUUCCCGGCGCUCCACGCUCACCAGGACUCGGCGCCCGUCGCACCUUCCUUGCCGCCACUCCGGGCCACUGCGCCCGUGUACACACAGGCUCCCUGCUGGGCGCAGACAGCUCCGCCAUGGGACUGGCCUGGGGACUCAGGGUCCUGUUCCUGUUGCUUGUGUUUGGCUGCAGCCGCAGUUCAGAGGCUGGGGGAGACAACAGCGUGUUUGACAUCUUUGAACUCACGGGAGCUGCCCGCAGGGGCGCUGGGCGCCGACUGGUGAAGGGUCCUGACCCUUCCAGCCCAGCCUUCCGCAUCGAGGAUGCCAACCUGAUCCCCCCUGUGCCUGAUGACAAGUUCCAAGACCUAGUGGAUGCUGUGCGGGCAGAGAAAGGUUUCCUCCUCCUGGCCUCCCUGAGACAGAUGAAGAAGACCCGAGGCACACUGCUGGCAGUGGAGCGGAAAGACCACUCUGGCCAGGUCUUCAGCGUGGUCUCCAAUGGCAAAGCGGGCACCCUGGACCUGAGCCUGACCGUGCAGGGGAAGCAGCAUGUGGUGUCGGUGGAAGAAGCACUCCUGGCCACCGGCCAGUGGAAGACCAUCACCCUGUUUGUGCAGGAGGACAGGGCCCAGCUGUACAUCGACUGUGAGAAGAUGGAGAAUGCUGAGCUGGAUGUCCCCAUCCAGAGCAUCUUCACCCGGGACCUGGCCAGUGUCGCCAGGCUCCGCAUCGCAAAAGGAGGUGUCAAUGACAAUUUCCAGGGGGUGCUGCAGAAUGUGAGGUUUGUCUUCGGAACCACACCAGAAGACAUCCUCAGGAACAGAGGCUGCUCCAGCUCUACCAACGUCCUCCUCACCCUUGACAACAACGUGGUGAAUGGCUCCAGCCCUGCCAUCCGCACUAACUACAUCGGCCACAAGACGAAGGACCUGCAAGCCAUCUGCGGCAUCUCCUGCGAUGAGCUGUCCAGCAUGGUCCUGGAGCUCAGGGGCCUGCGCACCAUCGUGACCACACUCCAGGACAGCAUCCGCAAAGUGACUGAAGAGAACAAAGAGUUGGCCAAUGAGCUGAGGCGGCCCCCGCUCUGCUACCACAAUGGAGUCCAGUACAGGAACAAUGAGGAGUGGACCGUCGACAGCUGCACGGAGUGCCGCUGUCAGAACUCCGUUACCAUCUGCAAAAAGGUGUCCUGUCCCAUCAUGCCCUGCUCCAAUGCCACAGUCCCUGAUGGAGAGUGCUGCCCCCGGUGUUGGCCCAGCGACUCCGCGGACGAUGGCUGGUCCCCCUGGUCCGAGUGGACCUCCUGCUCCGCAACCUGCGGCAACGGGAUCCAGCAGCGCGGCCGCUCCUGUGACAGCCUCAACAGCCGGUGCGAGGGCUCCUCCGUCCAGACACGCACCUGCCACAUUCAGGAGUGUGAUAAGAGAUUCAAACAGGAUGGCGGCUGGAGCCACUGGUCGCCGUGGUCGUCUUGUUCUGUGACGUGCGGUGAGGGUGUGAUCACCAGGAUCCGGCUCUGCAACUCCCCCAGCCCCCAGAUGGACGGGAAACCGUGCGAAGGCGAAGCUCGGGAGACCAGGGCCUGCCAGAAAGACGCCUGCCCUGUCAAUGGAGGCUGGGGUCCCUGGUCACCGUGGGACAUCUGUUCCGUCACCUGUGGAGGAGGGGUACAGAAACGCAGCCGGCUCUGCAACAACCCUGCCCCCCAGUUUGGAGGCAAGGACUGCAUUGGGGAAGUGAUGGAAAACCAGGUCUGCAACAAGCAGGACUGUCCAAUCGAUGGGUGCCUGUCCAACCCCUGCUUUGCCGGCACCAACUGUACGAGCUACCCUGACGGCAGCUGGAAGUGUGGGGCUUGUCCCCCUGGCUACAGCGGAAACGGCAUCCACUGCAAAGAUGUCGACGAGUGCAAGCUCGUGCCUGACGCCUGCUUCAGCCACAACGGAGAGCACAGGUGUGAGAACACAGACCCCGGCUACAACUGCCUGCCCUGCCCGCCGCGCUUCACGGGCCCGCAGCCCUAUGGCCGGGGCGUGGAGCACGCCACAGCCCACAAACAGGUGUGCAAGCCCCGCAACCCGUGCACAGACGGGACGCACCACUGCAACAAAAACGCCAAGUGCAACUACCUGGGCCACUACAGCGACCCCAUGUACCGCUGCGAGUGCAAGCCCGGCUACGCCGGCAAUGGCGUCAUCUGCGAGGAGGACACCGACUUGGACGGCUGGCCCAACGAGGACCUGGUGUGCGUGGCCAACGCCACCUACCACUGCAAAAAGGACAACUGCCCCAACCUGCCCAACUCCGGGCAGGAGGACUACGACAAGGACGGGAUCGGCGACGCAUGUGACGAUGACGACGACAACGACAAAAUUCCAGACGAAAGGGACAACUGUCCGUUCCACUACAACCCAGCGCAGUACGACUACGACCGAGACGACGUGGGGGACCGCUGCGACAACUGCCCCUACAACCACAACCCAGACCAGGCCGACACAGACAGCAACGGGGAAGGGGACGCCUGUGCCGCCGACAUCGAUGGGGAUGGCAUUCUCAAUGAACGAGACAACUGCCAGUACGUCUAUAACGUGGACCAGAGGGACACCGACAUGGACGGGGUCGGCGAUCAGUGUGACAACUGCCCUCUGGAGCAUAACCCAGACCAGCUGGACUCCGACUCAGACCGCAUCGGAGACACCUGUGACAACAACCAGGAUAUCGAUGAGGACGGCCACCAGAACAACCUGGACAACUGUCCCUAUGUGCCCAAUGCCAACCAGGCCGACCAUGACAAAGACGGCAAGGGAGACGCCUGUGACCACGACGAUGACAACGACGGCAUUCCCGAUGACAGGGACAACUGCAGACUCGUGCCCAACCCUGACCAGAAGGACUCUGAUGGUGACGGCCGAGGUGAUGCUUGCAAAGAUGAUUUUGACCAUGACAGUGUGCCGGACAUCGAUGACAUUUGCCCUGAAAACGUUGACAUCAGUGAGACUGACUUCCGCCGAUUCCAGAUGAUUCCUCUGGACCCCAAAGGGACAUCCCAAAAUGACCCUAACUGGGUGGUCCGCCAUCAGGGUAAAGAACUCGUCCAGACCGUCAACUGUGACCCUGGACUUGCUGUAGGUUACGAUGAGUUCAAUGCCGUGGACUUCAGUGGCACCUUCUUCAUCAACACCGAAAGGGAUGACGACUACGCCGGGUUUGUGUUUGGCUACCAGUCCAGCAGCCGUUUCUAUGUUGUGAUGUGGAAGCAGAUCACCCAGUCCUACUGGGACACCAACCCCACACGGGCUCAGGGAUACUCAGGCCUUUCCGUGAAAGUCGUGAACUCCACCACGGGGCCCGGCGAGCACCUGCGGAAUGCCCUGUGGCACACAGGAAACACCCCUGGCCAGGUGCGCACUCUGUGGCACGACCCUCGUCACAUAGGCUGGAAAGAUUUCACCGCCUACAGAUGGCGUCUCAGCCACAGGCCAAAGACUGGCUUCAUCCGAGUGGUGAUGUACGAAGGGAAGAAAAUCAUGGCAGACUCAGGACCCAUCUAUGACAAAACCUAUGCUGGCGGCAGGCUAGGGCUGUUUGUCUUCUCUCAAGAAAUGGUGUUCUUCUCUGACCUGAAGUACGAGUGCAGAGAUUCCUAAUCUUCAAACUGUUGAUCAAAAGACUGAUCAUAACCGAUGCCGGUAUUGCACCUUCUGGAACUAUGGGCUUAAGAAAACCCCCAGGGUCACGCCUCCCUGCCUGCCCUUUUCCUCUGCUUGCAUCAGUGCGGACUCCUAAACCACAUGACUUGACUCAAGAAAAUGCAAUUUUCCGAAUCAGACUCAGCAUUCAGCCUCUGAAUAAGAAGAGAAUCUUCCAAGAAUAUAAAUGAUUACUUUGGUUUACUUUUGGAAAAAGCAAAAGCAUCCACCUGCUUCAGUUGGGAAGGUGCCAGCUCCACUCGCCUUUUGUCAGAGCAGGGUGCCCUUGUGAGGCCACCUGAGCAGUGGGCCCAAAAGCGCUUUCAGGCGUGUGAGAGGAGGGAGGACUCAAGAGAAUUGGCAAACGAAACCACUGCUGUCCUAGUCCCUCGGGAACAGGGGGCGCGCAGGGGCCAAAGCCCUAAGGGGAAGGGCGCAAACCCAAGAGAUGAUUGUAUGAGGAGAACAUGGAGGAACUGUUACACAUUCGGUACUAAACCAUUUUCAGGGGAUUGAAAGACUGUUGCUGGAUUUCAUGAUGCUGACUGACGUUAGCUGAUAGGCACUUAAAUAGAGGCAGGGGAGGGAGGCGAGGACUGACUUCUGGACUUCCUCUUGGAUGCCCACCCCUUACACGUCGCAUAUAGUGACCAGAGUAGGGAGGCAGGAUUAAACCAGAGGGCAAGGCAGCGCUGGCUGCCACUGCCUGGUUACACUGAAAUUGUUGGUUUCAUUCUAGAUGUAGCUCGUGCAGAUGUAGCAGGAAAAUAAGAAAACCUACCAUCUCAGUGAGCACCACGCUGCCUCCCAGGGAGGGGCAGCUAUGCUUGUAUUUUCAUGGUUAGAAAGGCACAAAAUUAUUGACUUAACUAAAACAUUCCUUUUCUCUCUUUUGUCCUGAAUAUCGUGGAGUUUUCUAAUUCUCUUUUGGACUAAUUUUGUUUUCUUUUUUUACACUUUACAAUGUAAAAUAUUUAUUUUUUACUUACUCUGGAGAACCUAUCUGAAAGACUUCAUGGGACAGGAAGAAGCGUAAGGACUAUCCCCAUCAUCUUUGAGUCUUCAUGACUGUAAGGUUGUAAAUACAGAUUAUUUAUUAACUCUGUUCUACCUGGAACCUAGGUUUCGUACGGAAAGCGAGAGCAGGUAGUUGAGAUUCGUCAGCAAAUCUCACAAGAAGGGCACAAGGAAAGUCAGCAGAGCAAGCUGCUCUUCACUUUGUGCCUAAGUGAUCUGGGAUUUUGUUCCUUGUCUUUCCCGGUGGAAUGAGCCGGCUGUCCACCCGCAGGUGUUUGAGACGGCACAGAGAGCCACAAUGCCUUUGUUCCUGGUGCACCCCGCCCCUCGUGCCUAUUUCCAGGGAGAGAGAAGCAUCUCUGCUUAUUUUUCAUUUUUCCAAAAGAAAAAAAUGACAAAGGUGAAACUUAUAUACAAAUAUUACCUCAUUUGUUGUGUGACUGAGAAAAGGAUUUUUGGCUCAAGCAGAAAGAGUUUAAGUGUCUAACAAACUUAAAGCUACUGUAGCACCUAAACAAGUUGACGUUGUAUAUAGUAUAAAAACUCUGCAGAAAAGUAUUCCCAGUAAGGAAAUAGCAUUGAAAUGUUAGAUACAUUUUCUGAAAGUUAUUUUUUUCUAUCAUCUUGUAUACCAUUGCUUUAUUUUUAUAAAUUAUUUUCUCAUUGCCAUUGGAAUAGAUAUCUCAGAUUGUGUAGAUAUGCUAUUUAAAUAAUUUAUCAAGAAAUACUGCCUGUAGAGUUAGUAUUUCUAUUUUUAUAAAAUGUUUGCACACUGAAUUGAAGAAUUGUUGGUUGUUGUUUUGUUUUUGAUUUGAUUGCUUGCCCCCUCGCCCAGUUUUUACUAUUUGCCAAUACCUUUUUCUAGGAAUGUGCUUUUUUUGUACAUUUUAUCCAUUUUGCAUUCUAAAGCAGUGUAAGUUGUAUAUUACUGUUUCUUAUGUACAAGGAACAACAAUAAAUCAUAUGAAAAUUUAUAUUUA
Phyllostomus hastatus (greater spear-nosed bat) is the source of this 5733-nucleotide messenger RNA. RefSeq names its product thrombospondin 1 (gene THBS1). Gene Ontology annotation, molecular function: protein binding; calcium ion binding. Bases 182 to 3694 code for a protein of 1170 amino acids. Gene Ontology annotation, cellular component: extracellular region. Gene Ontology annotation, biological process: cell adhesion; negative regulation of angiogenesis. The transcript has 22 exons. NCBI's taxonomy places the organism in Eukaryota, Metazoa, Chordata, Mammalia, Chiroptera, Phyllostomidae. The record is from RefSeq and is a predicted model, not a curated record.